This is a messenger RNA of Adineta steineri, 933 nucleotides long. The record is from the annotation of a GenBank genome assembly. Lineage: Eukaryota; Metazoa; Rotifera; Eurotatoria; Adinetida; Adinetidae.
AUGGCUGAUCAAAGUAUCUGUCCACCAAUGAAAAAUAAGAUCAAUCUUAAAUGGAAACAAAAUGCUAUCACUGUAGCUGGUGGGAAUGGAGAAGGACAACAACUAAAUCAACUCCAUUGGCCUGAUGGAAUCUUUAUUGAUGAAAAGAAAAAUAUUUUCAUUCCUGAUUCUAAUAAUCAUCGUAUUGUUGAAUGGAAAUAUAAUGCAAAAGAAGGACAGAUCAUUGCCGGUGGAAAUCGCGAAGGAGAUCAGAUGGAUCAACUGAGUUAUCCAACAGAUCUGAUUGUUGAUCAACAAAGUCAUUCGAUCAUCAUUGCUGAUUUUUCGAACACACGAGUGAUUCAAUGGUUGAAUCAAACUCAACAAAUUCUCAUUGACAAUGUUUUCUGUUGGGGCUUGGCAAUAGAUAAACAUGGAUUUCUUUAUGUUUCUAAUUGGAACAAGAAUGAAGUGAGACGAUGGAAAGUGGGAGAAUACAACGACAAAGGAAUUGUAGUGGCAGGUGGAAAUGGACAAGGAAAUCAACUCAAUCAAUUUCAUGCUCCUCGUUCUAUCUUUGUUGAUGAAGAUCAAUCUGUUUAUGUAUCAGAUGAGAGCAAUCAUCGUGUGAUGAAAUGGAGAAAAGAUGCAAAAGAAGGAAUAAUUGUGGCUGGAGGAAAUGGUCAAGGAAGCAAUCUCGAUCAGUUGUCUAAUCCUCGAGGAGUUAUUGUUGAUUAUUUGGGUCAAAUCUAUGUGGCAGAUGCUGCAAAUAAUCGAGUAAUGCGUUGGUGUGAAGGAAAAGAAGAAGGUGAAAUUGUUGUUGGUGGAAAUGGUAGCGGAUAUCAAUCAAAUCAAUUGAAUCAUCCCCAUGGUUUAUCUUUUGAUGACGAAGGAAAUCUUUAUGUUGCUGAUGUGGCUAAUCAUCGAAUUCAAAAAUUUGAAUUAAUUUCGUGA